AUGGCUGAGAGUGGGGCAGAGAGUGGGGCUGAGUGGUCGGGGUCUUUGAACACACAUUUACUCGGAGGGAAUGGGAGAUCCGACUCGGAUCGAAAGAUGACCAAGUUGGACAAGAAUUGGAUGGAAUUGUACAAGGAGUUGGUAGAAUUUUAUCAUCAGUUUGGGCAUUGCAUCAUCCCUGAUAAGCCACCCUACAGGCACAUGUAUGCUUGGCUCUUCCGGCAGAGGAAAAUCAAGGAAAAUCUCAUAGAAUGGAGGCGGGACCUAUUGAACAAGUUGGGCUCUGAUGCAAUGAAGGAGCAAGCUACAAUCCACAAGAGAGACGACCGAAACUUCCAAGUCAAACUCAAAGCAUACCGGUAUGCAGAGGAGUCCCAGAAUGGAACUACUCCUGUUCAGAGCAAGGAGCUUGCCCGAUGGGCCCAUGCCAUUAGGAGGUUGGAUAAAGACAACAAGCUUGACCCGGAGCGUAGGCAAGUAUACUGGAGGCCAUCAACUUUCGAUUCGGCAGAAGGAGGAUGCCAAAGCGAAUCUCAAUCAAGGAUGAGGCCAUUUGGAUGA
Molecule: messenger RNA, 561 nt
Organism: Seminavis robusta
Lineage: Eukaryota; Bacillariophyta; Bacillariophyceae; Naviculales; Naviculaceae
Source: the annotation of a GenBank genome assembly